Molecule: messenger RNA, 2775 nt
Organism: Zasmidium cellare ATCC 36951
Lineage: Eukaryota; Fungi; Ascomycota; Dothideomycetes; Mycosphaerellales; Mycosphaerellaceae
Exons: 1
Coding region: 1-2775 (924 amino acids)
Source: RefSeq, a predicted model, not a curated record
AUGAGCAGAUCCAACCGCUACCCUUACGACCGCUACGAACCACGCCCGUCCUAUGCGCCGCGAUCACCAACCUCUGAACGGGUUUCGCGAUAUCCUCCUCGUUCGCCGGUAACGAAGCGACGUUCGUCAUGGCCCCCGCAGGCCUUUGCGGAGGAUGAGGUGGUUUCACUGCGCCGUGAAUCGAACGCACAGCAGCUGCUACAAGAUGUAGGCAAGGAUGAGGCAGCCGCACGCGGAACCAUCGAUCAGGAGCCGCUCAUCAUCGACAAUGGCGACGUGAACAGUCGAAACGAACGUCGCUAUGCGGCCUCAGACUCCGAGCGAGACACGCGUAAGCCCAGUGGCAUGCCAACUCCUCCGACCAGCGAAGAUGAAAGAGUCCGCAAGGCCAGGCGGAAACCGUCCAAGUUGGUCAUCGACGACGACGAUAGAGUACCGGAGAUUUCUAAGAGAACGUCUUCGCCAUAUGCUUUCACCAAGCCAACGAAGCCGCAACCAACCACCUCGAGUGAUCGAUAUAGCUCGCGUGACACAUUGACACCGCCUUCAUCUGGAAUUUCUGGGGUCAAGACAACCCGUUUCGCAAGCUCAACUCCAUCUUCCCCACGACGAGAUUCAGGCCGUCACAGCCCGAAUGUAAGGAGGGGCAACGACUACUUCAAUGCAGGUUAUACGAAGAAUGAAAGCGCCAUUGACGAUGGAGACGUCGAUUACAAGACGUUGUCAGGCAAGGGAAAGAAGGUGACUGAUCGACCUUUGGUUGAGAGUCCUCGAGUCUCUGCUGUCGACUUUGCCGCGCCGUCAGUCAACUCUCAACCCAUUAGAAAACUCAAUCUCGAUGCUAGACGCAACACGGAUACGCAGAACACUUUGCCAACCUUGGGAAGACUAAAUGUCGACAAGUCUCGCCGGCCAACCCCUUUGAUGGCUUCGACCUCACUUAGUGAAGCUCAAAACACAGAUCCUAUCUCGUCGGCAACAUUGAAUCCAAAGUCGGCCGAUACAUAUCCAGGAUAUCCUCGUUCGAGGGAGUCGAGUUACGCUUCGUCUCGUCCGGUAUCACCAGCUGACUCGAUCGGGAGGGCUCCAGCUCCAGGGGCUCGUUCACCACGAAUGAGUGCAGAAUUCUCUCAGAAUAGCAGUGGAGUCGCUUCAAGGCCAAGCUCGGCAGGGGCAUCAAGACCUAGCUCACCGUCUCCUCAGACGCCUUCCAUGGAAUCACCACGCUUGGGUAGAACCGACCUUGAUUGGAGUGCGCUAUUAGCCGCCAAUGCAGCGAGGAAAACCAAGGCACCUUCACGACUUACAUCCACUGUUCCUCGGGAACAGUAUUCGGAGUCUCCGAGGAAAACCAGCUCUAGGGACGGCCCUCCUACCUCGACGAGCUCUCUACCUUAUCCAGAAGACACCACGUUGAUGGGUUCAAGCAUAACCAUGCCACAGGAGCAAGACCACGCGUACGUCCAUGGGAAGCAGACACCUUUCGCACCUUCCUCAUACGAAUCGAGAGAUGCUGCACGGUCGUCAUCACCAGCUCCAAGUACCUCAUCGUACACUUCCACGACAUCGGCCAGACCUGGCUUGGACCGAGCACGGUCGGCAUACCUCGCUUUCCAACAAGGCGAAAAGGUUGGCCCACAAGCACGGCCUCGACCAGCAGAGGUCAAACGAACAGAAUCAUUCGCCACUUCGUCCGAGGCGAAGAAACAACUUCAAGUACUGAUGAAGAAGGGCCUCCCUGCAUGCCCUCGACCUGAUCCCAUCGACGGAUACGACGACUGGUAUACCGUCACCGGUGCCACCAACAUUGACUUCUGCCCAGAUUGUAUUGACACUUUAUUUGAACGAACUGUUUUCCGGCCACACUUUCGUCGGUCGUUACCGCGUAAUCUUAAUACGAAAGUUCGAUGCGCUUUUGGAUCUCCUUGGAUCCGACUGGCAUGGCUGCUCACCCUCCAGCAGCAACGGACCGAUCUGAGUCUGCUUAAGGAUCUUGCCGAGAUAGAGGACACGACGGAUCCCUGUCCUGGUGCUGUGCAGACUAUGCAGUCGUGGUAUGGACUGCGCGAUCCCGAUGGCUUGUUUGUGCGAGACUUUCAUGUCUGCUUUGGCGAUGUCCGGAAGAUCGAACGCCUAUUACCGACUCUGUCUGGAACGUUCGUCAAGCUGCCACACCGCGCAUCAUACGAGAAGCGAGUGUGCGCAAUUCGCACGGAUAGCAACCGCUUCUCGGCAUACCUGGACGCUCUCGUAUCGACUCACGAAAGAGCCGUCUCAUCCCGCAAAGGAGCCGAUCCAAUGCCUCUCAUUGAUUUGGUCGAACGCAAGACUCGUCUGCGAGAAUGCACUCGGGAUAACAUGCUGAUCGGCGGCCUCUGGCAUUUCGCACCAGACGUUCCCACACUGACCAUUUGCGAGGACUGCUUCGAAUCCGUCGUCGAACCCGAGAUUAGAAAGAACUCCUCCGUCGCGCGGAAAUUCAACCGUACCCUCCAGCCCGUCUACGGCGAAGGUAUCGGAAGCAGCUGCCAGCUCUACUCACGGCGAAUGCGCAAGGUCUUCCAGCGUGCGGUCGAGGAUUCUGACAUCAAGUACCUGUCCCGCAAAUCGAAAGAACGCAGAGAAGCCGAGCUCUGGUUACAGGAUCGAUACAAGGAGGUCAUGAGGAAAGCGAAGCGUUUGGCGCAGGAAGGGAGUGUCGGCGAGGACGAUGAGAGGCGUUUGAAUCGGGAAUUGGAGAAGAUUUCGACCGAGUGGAAGGAGAAAUGGGAGUAA